UCAGAGCCAAAAUAUACCUGCUGAAUACAAACACCUUUUCAUUCCAUUGCUGGAGCUGCAGUCUUCUGGAGAACAACAGUUACACGAUGUUCGGGAAACAAUAUCCAUGGUAUAGCUUGAUGGUGCUUAUCAAAUUGUCCUUUUGUGGACCAGUACCCAUACGGCUGAUAAACGGACCUGGCAUCUGUGCUGGGAGAGUUGAAGUACUCUACAAUGAUAAAUGGGGAUCAGUGUGUGACGAUUUCUGGGACAGCCCUGAUGCACAGGUUGUGUGUAGUCAGCUGAAGUGUGGAGUUGCUUUGAUAGCUCUACCAAAUGCAGCUUUUGGACCAGCUAAUGAUACCAUUUGGUUGGAUGAUGUGAAAUGUCUUGGAACGGAGUCGGAUAUCACUAAAUGCCCCCAUAAUGGUUGGGGAAAACAUAACUGUAACCAUAACGAAGACGCCAGUGCUGUUUGCUCAGAAAAUUUGCCCAAACCGGUAAUCUCCAUAGUUUUUGUAAACCAUUCAUUUGAGCUGCAAUGUACUGUUCCAAAGUUGCAUCUGAAUCUAACCAUUUCCAUAGUGAAUACAAAAACCAACGCUACACUAACCAGAAUUUUGACUACUCGGAAGAAUUAUGUAACCCACAAGCCCAGUGAACCAGAGAAACAUGGAGUUGCUUUAUACGCUUGUCAAUAUGAAACAGGGGCGAACAAUGUGUCCUUUAUAUCACCUUUGAGUGACCCUUUAUGUGUAGCACAUUCAGACAAUGGAAGUCACGUGAUCAGUAUCUCAGAGAACGGAUUGUUGUGCACUAGUAGUGUAGUAGCAAGCAACUGGAGUACUACUACUACUACUACAACAACAACAACAACAACAACAACAACAUCUGGUCACAUUGAAGUUGGAACAGUCAUGGAGCAAAGCACAGUACUUCUUCCAAAUGCUACUGAGAUGAUAACAAUCUCCCAGAACCCUUUGCUGCAGACUAAUGGUACAGUACACAGUUUGCAAAAUCUCAUGACUACUCCUGGUCAAAUCGAACAUGGAAUAAGCAUUGAUCAAAGUACAGUGGCAAUAAUCUCGUCUAUCAUAGCGUUUGCAGUGAUUCUGCUGAUCCUGUUGGUUAUCUUUGUUACAUACAGAAGAAGACACAACAAUCUCUCAGAAGCUAACGUGGCCCAAGAGAAUCACUAUACUGACUGUGAUCAUUAUUGGACAAAAACUGGAAACCCGAAAAGAAAAGAAACCACGUUAAAGGCCGAGCUUUCCUUUCCUACCUACAUAAAUCAGCAAACUAUAUAUGAAACCAUUGACUUACCCAAUGACCGUGAACAUGAAAACAGAAUUUUCUCUGUGGACAACACAAACUUAUAUGAAAGUCUUAACGAAGCAACAAAAAGCAGAGAAAUAUAUGAAGUCCUUCAAUAAACCAAUGGCAUGGAAUUUUAGUACCGGUGCAAAUGCGCUCCAAUAAGCCAAGAUCUCUCUGAAA
Messenger RNA from Pseudophryne corroboree (corroboree frog), 1476 nucleotides. RefSeq lists its product as uncharacterized. The record is from RefSeq and is a predicted model, not a curated record. The coding region runs from base 87 to 1412 and encodes 441 amino acids. Gene Ontology annotation, cellular component: plasma membrane. Lineage: Eukaryota; Metazoa; Chordata; Amphibia; Anura; Myobatrachidae. Gene Ontology annotation, biological process: zymogen activation. Gene Ontology annotation, molecular function: serine-type endopeptidase activity. The transcript is spliced from 8 exons.